Messenger RNA from Homalodisca vitripennis (glassy-winged sharpshooter), 1906 nucleotides. Its product is annotated as protein arginine N-methyltransferase 7-like. Gene Ontology annotation, biological process: peptidyl-arginine methylation. The record is from RefSeq and is a predicted model, not a curated record. NCBI's taxonomy places the organism in Eukaryota, Metazoa, Arthropoda, Insecta, Hemiptera, Cicadellidae. Gene Ontology annotation, molecular function: protein-arginine omega-N monomethyltransferase activity.
AAUAAUUAAUGUGUCAUGUGGCAGGCUUUCUCUCCGAUAUCCCAGUGUGCUGAAGAGGUGAUCCGGGAAAACGGAUUGGUUGACCGGAUCAGAGUGAUCCACAAGCGAUCCACGGAGAUGACAGCAGGAGAUGGGGGAGAUAUUCCCCACAGGAGCGAAAACAUUCUCGUCACUGAAGUCUUCGACACAGAACUUAUUGGAGAGGGUGCGAUUGCUACAUUCAACCAUGCCCAUAAACAUCUGCUGGAGAAAGACUGUCUGGUGGUGCCGACCUCAGGUACAGUGUAUGCACAAGUUGUGGAGAGUGCUGUGAUGCAGAGGGUGGAACCGUUUAGAUCCUUGGGGUGCCUUAAAGCUGUGUGGCGCAGUAGCCAUGUGUCCUGGCGCAGCUGCUGUUCACGACUUGCAGCUCAGCCAAUUUUGACUUCUCCGGUCGAUCCUCUAUUCCCGAAGAUGACUCCUCGACGAUCACAUUUCACAGCCGUUGCUUCUGGAUCUGCUGAGGUUGUCUUCAUGUGGUGGUCUCUGGACAUGGAUCCCCAGGGGUCAGUUGUCCUCAGUUGUGCUCCCUGGUGGGCCCACCCAGCUCACCCCCCUGGGCCUGACUCCAUACCCUGGCGGGAUCACUGGAUGCAAGCUGCCUACUACCUGCCGCCCCUCUCCGUGAGACAGGGACAACAACUGUCGCUCAUUUCUAGCCAUGAUGAAUUUUCUCUUUGGUUUAAUCUGACAUCGACUUCAGACAGUACUAAGAGUAAUGGCACUCUAGGAGCUAAACAAAUUUACCAUGUGGAGGAAAAUGCAUUGUCUCGUGAGGUCAUCGAGGGACUUGUUAAGGAUAAUAAGCUCAAGUCAAAAGUGACGAUACUUAAUUCUACAAAACUGGAUGAUAAGAUAAGAAGCUCCGUGAACCUUGUGGUUGGUGAGCCAUAUUUCCUAAAUCUGUAUCCGUGGGGAUGUGUUGCGAUGGUGGUUCUUGCGGCAAACAAUGUCCCCACUGCCUCCUGUGUGCCCGUGGCUGCGACUCUCCACUGUUUACCGAUGCAGUUUGAUCAUCUACACAAGAUAAGGGCACCACUGGGCACAAUUAGUGGUUUCAAGAUGAGUGCCUUUGACAAAACUAAUCCAGAUCUGCAAUCUGAUUUCUUCUUGAGCCACUCUGGGAGUUACCCUGGAGUCUGUCUGUCUGCCAGUCAUCAGCUGAUAAGCUUUGACCUCACUACUGUCGUUCCUCAGUCUGAAGUGGAGGUUCGGGGUACCAUCACCACCACAGUUUCAGGAACCUGUCAUGGAGUUGCCCUCUGGUUGGAUGUUCAUCUUGAUUCUCAUACAGUAGUCUCCACAGGACCUCAGUCAUCCCCCCAACCUGGUCAGAGAGUUUCCUGGGACCCUUACUGCCGCCAAGGAGUGUACUUCUUCCUCCCACAGGUACCUGUCACUUCCCAGAGCCACUUAGACUACAAAGCGGUCUUCAGUCCCACUACAGGCGAGAUCACUUUUAACUUUGCUAUUCAGAAAUAGCAUCCACAUUAUCCUUUUUGGAAAUCCUGUUAUCCUACUGGCAGUUCUUGAUUAUAACCAAGAACAUGUUUUCAAGGCUACUGAGAAAACUUUUAAUAUAAAAAUUUGAACUGUGAGUACAAUUUACAUAAAAACAUUUAGGUGCAUCUGUCUAUCAUCAACUCCUGAAGAACGAGGGUGCUCUCUAAGAAAAUAUUUUCUCAUUGAAAAUUAAUUGUGAUUCAUAAGUGGAAAGGAUAAAAAAUAACAAGUUGUUAUAACAUAAACCAAAGGCCCUUUCCUUAUCUGUGUUCUAUAUCUGAGAUAAAACAAUUCAUAACACCUUUUUAAAAGAUCUGAAGAAGAAGUGUUACUGAUUUUUUGUUUCACUGAACAAUGGCAAAUG